AUGGAUCCUACCAAUCUUGAAAACGUGCUCCGAAUAGUGGCUGCUGCCUCCCCAUUAAUCUUCCCCCCACCACCAGUGCCACCUACCACUUCCAAUAUAUCUUCGCUUCUGGCACCAGUGUUAUCUGAUCUCACUGGACAGGAUGAUGACAGUAUCUUGUCCUUCAUCAAGCUAUCUGAAAGUGGCCCUCCUCGUCCAGAACAAGGUGGACAGCGAAUCACGGAGGAAUGGCUGUCUGGGUUGACAAAUCGAGAUUGUCUAUGGCGUUUCAGGCCAGUUUAUAUUCCUUUCAGAGCCUGUUCACAAAAUGGCUGA
This is a messenger RNA of Mycena citricolor, 315 nucleotides long. Lineage: Eukaryota; Fungi; Basidiomycota; Agaricomycetes; Agaricales; Mycenaceae. The record is from the annotation of a GenBank genome assembly.